AUGAAGGUGUUUUGCAGAAAGCCAUCCUUGCUUCUACUGGUUAUCCUCCUUGCAACGAAUUGUUUGUACAUUAUUGAAGCUCAGAAAUGUCGCCAAAGUGGUGCGGUGAAAGGGAAAAAGGCACCUCCUGGACAAUGUAACAAAGAGAAUGAUUCAGACUGCUGUAAAGAAGGGAAAUUGUAUCCAGUUUACAAGUGUUCACCACCAGUCUCUUCCCACACAAAGGCACAUCUCACACUGAACAGUUUUGAGAAAGGCGGAGAUGGAGGAGGCCCUUCAGAAUGUGACAAUCACUAUCAUUCUGAUGACAAACCAGUUGUGGCACUUUCCACUGGCUGGUUCAACCACAAGAGUAGGUGUCUCAAGAACAUCACCAUAACUGCCAAUGGUCGGAGCGUGGUGGCCAUGGUGGUUGACGAGUGUGAUUCCACUAGAGGCUGUGAUGCAGACCAUGAUUACCAACCUCCAUGUGACAACAACAUUGUUGAUGCCUCCAAGGCUGUCUGGGAAGGUUUGGGAAUUCCCAGGAGUCAGUGGGGCUGGUACGAUAUUGCAUGGUCUGAUGCCUGA
Neltuma alba is the source of this 570-nucleotide messenger RNA. Its product is annotated as putative ripening-related protein 1. NCBI's taxonomy places the organism in Eukaryota, Viridiplantae, Streptophyta, Magnoliopsida, Fabales, Fabaceae. The coding region runs from base 1 to 570 and encodes 189 amino acids. The record is from RefSeq and is a predicted model, not a curated record. The transcript has a single exon.